Molecule: messenger RNA, 1258 nt
Organism: Suricata suricatta (meerkat)
Lineage: Eukaryota; Metazoa; Chordata; Mammalia; Carnivora; Herpestidae
Gene: HAUS8
Product: HAUS augmin like complex subunit 8
Exons: 10
Coding region: 206-1024 (272 amino acids)
Source: RefSeq, a predicted model, not a curated record
AGCCACCGCCUCCUGCCGCUGGUAGGUGAAACCAAGUGUGAGGGGAACACAGCGAGGCGCGCGAGCAGGGUUCGCCCGCCCCACCGCAGGCACGCUCCCCGAGGCCCGCGGCCACCCCUCCUAUGGCGCCGCAAUAUGGCCCGGCCCCGGACGAGGGGGCGGGAACACGGACUUGAAGAGCCGGCCUUUGAGUUAAAGGCGGGAAAUGGCGGAUUCUUCGGGGCGCGGUGCUGGGAAGCCUUCCUCAGGGGGUCCCGGUACUCCUGGUGGCGCUAAGGUGAAAGGAAGAAGGACACAAGGUGGAAGAGUGGUGGAGUCCCGGUACUUGCAGUAUGAGAAGAAAACCACCAAAAAGGCAUCUGCAGCAGAUGUAUCGAAGACCAGUGGGAAGGCGCCUGAAAGUACCAGGAGAGUCCAGCUGCUCCAGAAGAGCAAAGGUUUCCAUCCCUCACCCGGAGACAGCAGUGGAGUCGGGAAAGGUGACCUGCAGUCCACGUUGCUGGAAGGGCAUGGCACUGCCCCGCCUGACCUGGACCUCUCGGCCAUCAACGACAAAAGCAUGGUUAGAAAGACUCCGCAGUUAGAAAAAACGAUGUCAAAGAAGAACGACUCGACGUCCUUUUCGGCUUCACAGAAGAGCCCAGACGCAUCUGAGGUGAUGGAAAUGAUGGAAUCCCAAACGUUGCUCCUGACUCUACUGGCCGUAAAGGUGAGCAGAGCCUCGUCCCCGCAUCUGCUGGGAGAACUUGGAAUCGGCAGUUUAGAAGAAAAUUUGAGAGCUGUGUACCUGCUGAGCGAACUCAAGGAAAUGGCCCAAAAGAAGGAUCUGGAGCUCCGAAGGAGCUUUGCCCAGGUGCUGGAACUCUCCGCCGAGGCCAGUAAAGAGGCAUCCUUGACCAACCAGGAGGCCUGGGAAGAGACCCAGGGCCUCAGGGCCUCCAGCCGGUGGUAUUUCAAUCGAGAAGACGCCUUCGGGGAGACCCUGGGGGACGUCAGGCCCCCCACUCUUGCUGGGUGCCAGUGAGCCACGCACCAUGUGACCCUGUGUGCAUGCCGUGUCCCCCGACUCAAGCGGGGACCUCUGCACAGCGUCGGGAAGAAAGCCCGUCCCCUUCCUCGGGCUCAGGGCACACGAGUGCUGUGACAGCACGUGCGCGAUGCUCUGGGAACUCAAGCACUUUAGACACUAACUCAGCAGUGUAGCUAUUUUCUAUGAGCGGAUUGCAUGAUAUUUAAAAAAUAAAACUUUCGCAGUCAA